AUGUAUGUGAAAUGGUUUGAUACAGUAAUAUUUUACUAUGUGAUUUUAGUGAAAAUAGUGAAUGUCAUUUUUUGUCAUUUUCAAAUUUCCCGCAGUUCCCUCCCCGUACGUCCCGACACUCGCAGGGGACGGAACCCAGAAGACAGAUGCCGGCAUCCAUCGGAGGACAUUGCUGGGUACACUGCAGGAGGGACAUCGCGGGAGUGCAAGACAAGGUAAGUGAAGAAGAGGUCCCAGAGCAGCGCCGCAUGGUAAGCCCGAGUGUAGCUCGGGGUUACCGCUUGUGCUACACUCGGGAAUACCUCCAGGGAGGCUAC
Staurois parvus is the source of this 317-nucleotide messenger RNA. Lineage: Eukaryota; Metazoa; Chordata; Amphibia; Anura; Ranidae. The record is from the annotation of a GenBank genome assembly.